CUGAGCAGGAUCAUUGAGUUUGAACGAGGCGGUGAAGUUUUGAUUGAAUAUAUCGAAGCCAGUAGAGCCGUCGAGGCUUGACCCGUCACACAGUUGGCAAAAAAGGAUAAAAAACGCGACUUUGCUCAAUAGCGUGAUAGAACGUUAAGUGCGAAUAUCAAAAUUGUACAUUCCUUAUAUAAAAUGUCUGGGGAAUCGAUUGCAAGUAUUUAAAUUGGCCGAAAAAUACGCUAACAUGCUUGUUUUGCCCUAAUUUCCCUUUUUGUUUGUGUUUAUUUUUUAUUACUGGCUAUAUUACUUGGAUACGCACAUCAACUUGGACCUUUUCAUGGAAAUAGUAGAAUUCUGUAUCGACUCCAGCUACUUCAAAUACGAUGGCCAACAUUACUUACAAGUUUUCGGAACCGCAAUGGGAAACCCUCUGUCCCCUGCCCUAGCUGACCUAGUCAUGGAAACACUUCUAGACACCGUAAUAAGACUACUAUGUUUCAAACCACCUUUUGUCAGAAAAUAUGUUGAUGAUCUAAUAAUGGCAAUCCACAAGGACAAACUAGAACAUGUUGUUGAAACUUUCAACAAUUACAAUAGUCACAUCCAAUUCACCUAUGAACUGGAAGUGGACAAUAAAAUACCGUUUUUAGACAUGUUGCUCAUACGACAACAGAAUCAACAGAUCAAAACAGAGUGGUACAUGAAACCCAUCGCAAGUGGCAGAUUUUUGAAUUACAAUUCAUUCCAUCCGCUCCAUCAAAAGAUAAACAUGGCCAAAAAUUUUAUUCAUCGAGUCAACUAUUUGUCAUCCAACCUGCGAGACGACGAAAAAAUAAGCAUCAUAGAUAAACAACUCAGUCUUAACAACUACCCAAAAAAACUUCGACAUAGACUGAUCAAUAGGAUGCACGAACGCAACAUACUCACCCUUCAGACUACCGAUAAAAACCUGCAAACUACUUACCGGUCAAUAGCAUACAUUCCAUACUUAUCAAACCAAAUUGGAAAACACCUGAAAAACGACUACAAACACAUACAACUUGCACAUAGAAACAUAAAAACAGUUGGAAAAUUCUACACAAAAAUUAAAGAUCCCGUUCCAGCCGAUCACCACAGCAACGUUAUUUACAGUACUCCAUGCAAACAGUGCAGUUCAUGCUACAUAGGAAUGACGUCAAAUAUGCUAAAAACCAGGAUAUGCGGACACAAGACACACUACAAUACUUGGGACAAACUUCUACAGGAUAGAUCGGACACAACAGAAAUACAAAUUGCCCAUCUAAAGGAGAAAACAGCACUAAUGGAUCACAGUAUUAAACACAAUCACAGGUUCGACUUUGAAAAUACUAGCAUAUUAGCCAAAAACUGUAAACCACAUGCACUUCCCUACAUAGAAGUAUGCCACAUAAUCACUAGCAAAAACAGUAUUAAUAAGCGAACAGAUACAGAAGGUUUAAAUUCCAUCUAUGCUGGAAUUAUUCACACUCUAGAUAUUGAGAAUCAAAACAAACGAAAAAUGACAACCAAUGUAACACGCAAUAGUAUAUGAUCACAAAACAGCAAUAAUACACACUCUCACAAACACACACGCUAUAAUCGAAUCAAAAGUAGUAGACAAGUAGGAAAGACAACACCACAGUUUCUCGCUCUGCGCAAAAGUUUUACCCGCGAGCUUUUAAACACCGAUUAUUUUAAAGUGCGGUGCAGUAAAAAAUACGCAUAUGUACAAAGGACGCCAUUAUAAACAUACACCGGACAACCUAUGUUGGACACAAACACACUUAACAAAAAAACGAACCGUUUCAGUGAGUACAAAAAAACCACAGACAAACAGACAACAGUAACGGAAAUAUUUUCAUUUUAUAGACUCCUUGAUAAAGGUGAAAUAAAAUCACCGAAACUGUCGGAUUAAGAAGCAAUACUUCGUUUUUGCCGUUUUAUUUUGACUGAU
Molecule: messenger RNA, 1942 nt
Organism: Topomyia yanbarensis
Lineage: Eukaryota; Metazoa; Arthropoda; Insecta; Diptera; Culicidae
Exons: 2
Coding region: 329-1540 (403 amino acids)
Source: RefSeq, a predicted model, not a curated record